AAUUAGAUGGACUUAUAUAAACUUGAAAUUGAAUUCAUUAAUCAAACACUAAUUAUUGAUAUAGAGAGCGAUACUACUGUUUAAGAGCUAUUAGAUUUUAUCUAAGCAAACACAAAAGAGUAUAUUGUCAUCAUUUAAUCUUUUUUAGUAAAUAUCCUUCGUUAUAAUUAAAAAACUAUACAAUAUUUUGGCCAAAUUAAAUAAACUCUGUGCAAAAUAAUGAAUAAACAAUAUCAUCCAUAUUAUAAGAUUAGAAAUAAGCCAAGAUAAAGUUGAUUAAAAAGUAGAAUAAUCUUAAUAUUCCUUCCGCUGAUUCUAUUUUUGCUCCUCCUUAAACUUAGGCUUAGAAUUAUUUCUAAGACUAAAAUGUUUAAAACAAUAAGAACGAUGCGUAAAUGAAUUAAUAAACAGAUAAAAAUGUAUAAACAUAUGCGUAAAAUACUCAACCUAAAAUUACUUAAUAAGUUUAAUAAUAAAACUAAUAUGCCUAAUAUUACAAUCAAUAAGAUUAAUAACCAAUAUAAAAUGCAUUAUAACAAAAUCAAUAUCCCUAAAAAGUAAAUCAAUUUUAAAAUAACUAAAUUUAGAAUCAUUAACAAUAAUAAAAUUAGGAUUAUUAACAAUAAUAAAGUUAAAUUAUGUAAAAAUUGAAAUAAUUAUAAUAUAUAGAAAUAUCACACUUAAGUAUUAAUAGCAUGAAAAACAAAAAUAGAUAUCACUUGAUAGUUAUUUGGACGAAUUAUACGCAUAGACUUUACAAGAUUUUUAAAUUGAUGGGUAAGAAAUUAAUACUAUAUUUGAGUGAAGUAGAAAUGUUUUUUGGGGAUAUCAAUUUAUCAUAAAUAAAUUCAAAUCUGACCAUUAGAUAAGCUAAAUUAAUUAACAAUUCGAUUAUAGAUUUCAAAGAUCCAUCGUUAAUUAAUAAUUCUGUUUAAAAUUUUUAUGAAUAAAUGAAAUUUCAAAAAGAUUUUUAAAAUGUAAAACAACCUUUUAAUUAGAGCGCCCAAAUACAAAAUUAAGACCAUCAAAUAUAAAAUUAUAACCCCCAAAACCAUUAGGUAUAAAAUUAAAGUCCUGUUAUACAAAAUUAAAACUAACAGCUAUACAAUUAAAGUCCUGUUAUACAAAAUUAAAACCAUCAAAUUUAAAAUUAAAGUCCUGCUAUAAAAAAUUAAAACUAACAGCUAUAAAAUUAAAGUCCUGUAAUACAAUAUUAAAACCAUCAAUUAUAAAAUUAAAGUCCUGUUAUACAAAAUUAAAACCAUCAAAUUUAAAAUUAGAGUCCUGUUCUACAAAAUUAAAGCCCAAAAAGGCUACUGAAUUAGGAUAGUAUUUAAAUAUCAUUUGAGAUUUAAGAUGGUAUAAUAAAGAGACAAUUUUCUAAUAUUUUUUCAAUUUAUAAGACUUUGUCUAAUCUCAUUGAAAACAUUUUAUAAUACUUAGGCCUAAAUAAGUAAUUUUGUUAAUUAUUUUAGCGAUGCUGUUGGAGUAGAUCUUAUAUAUUAAGGGACUGUUUUUUAAGGCCCUAAAUUACAAUGCACUCUAUUUUAAAUGUAAAUGACAUAAGAUUUAACUAUUUAAGCUAAAUUAAGAUAUUUUGGUGGAAAUACCAAAAUAAUUGAAUUUUGA
This is a messenger RNA of Paramecium sonneborni, 1629 nucleotides long. Lineage: Eukaryota; Ciliophora; Oligohymenophorea; Peniculida; Parameciidae. The record is from the annotation of a GenBank genome assembly.